Molecule: messenger RNA, 4822 nt
Organism: Caenorhabditis auriculariae
Lineage: Eukaryota; Metazoa; Nematoda; Chromadorea; Rhabditida; Rhabditidae
Source: the annotation of a GenBank genome assembly
AUGUUUGGGUCAAACAAACCAGCGUUUGGUUCGAGCAAUGUAUUUGGAUCCACAACAGGUUAAUUUUUUUUGUAAAGCUAUUGUUAAUUCGUAUAAAAAAAUUUUUACAUUCUCAAUUUUCACUGGAUAAACUAUAAUCUCGAGUGCAAUUCGAAGAGACGUUCAAAAGGCGUACAUCAUUUUUUCUUGAAUUUUUUCUUGAAUUCAAGUCAAAGUUCCGUUAUAAAAAAGAAGAAAAGUAGAUUAAAAAACAACUGACGCUCAUCUCUGUAGAAAAUCGUAUAAAUAAUAAUAGUUUUUUUUUGUGAAUUGUAUUGAACUACAAAGAUCGAUGAAAAGUUUAAUUGUCUCACGAUCCAGAAGAGAGUAUUCUCUGAGAACUGAAUAAAUUGCUUUGAGCAAGUUUUACAAUAAAAAGUAGUUAAUUUGAGUUGAUUUUGAGUAGUAAUAAAUUAACAUUGCAGGUGGAUCGAGUUUAUUCGGCCAAACUAACAAGCCGAGUAUUUUCGGCCAACCGACAGGCACUUCCCCUGGGUCUAGCUUGUUUGGUAACCAACCAAAAACGAACUCUCUUUUUGGAAACACUCAGCCACAACAACAGUCGUCUAUUUUCGGUAGAAACUUAACUCAUACAUCGGCUGGAUCCCACCCCAGCCUUUUGCGCGCGAAAAAAAUUUUUUGAAAAUGUACUGAUGUAGGCCGCACUUUUCGGGGGGUAGACCGCAGUUUGCGGGGCCGCAUCCCGGGGUGGGAUCCAGCCGACGGAUGUUUUGGCUCUUAUUUUCUGCAUUCUGUUUUUAGGAUCAAAUCCAGCUCAAAAUACGGGAGGAGGAUCUCUGUUUGGAGGAGCAAAUCCUGGAAAAUCAAUAUUUGGCACUCCAACCAACACAGGAACCUCCAACCUUUUCGGUUCCAAUACUAACAACACUUCAAGCGGAGGAAGCUUGUUUGGAGGAAACAACUCGAAUCCAACGACAGGGGGUGGUCUCUUUGGAAGUAAGUUUUCAGAUCUACGAAUGAAACUCAAUUUUAUUGCUUGCAGCAUCAAUAUCAUCAGCUAAUGGAACUACGGUGAAGUUUGAUCCACCCAUCGCCCAAGACACGAUGAUGAAAAACGGGACGCCUCAAAAUAUAUCUACGAAACACAUCUGUUUGACUGCAAUGAAGCACUACGAAAACAAAUCAGUCGAAGUAAAUUCUAAAAAUUUACACGCAAAAAACCGUAUUUUAGAAAUGGACCUCUUUUUUGAAAAGACAGAUUUCUUGAACUCUCUUCAUCUUUUUGUAGAUUGAAAAAGUUCUCUUGAAACAGUUUCCCGUUCAAUUUCGCUUUUUGUUCGAAGAUCUUUGGUAGAUUUAAAAAAAUUAUGCAGUCUACGAUUUGCAUCCUAUCCAAUAAAAUGAGUACACAAAGAAUAUCAUUAUCGUUGAAAGUUCUCUUCAUUUGCAAUAACACUCUUUGAUGGUUUUGCAAUCAAGAAAGCUAUCUACGCAAAUUUUCAGUUCUAGGAAUAUGCAGAGAAAUAUGAAGCUACUGAAAACUACUUUAUAAACGAACGUAUUUUUAUCGCUUUGUAGAUGAAAAAUAACGCGAAAGCAAAGACUAGCCACUUUUCAAUGUGUUAGACUAAAUAUGCAUUUUCGUAGCUCUUGAUUCCGUUCAAAAAUUCGCUCGUUCUAGGAGUUGCGGAUAGACGACUACGUCGCCGGGAGAAAAGCUCCCUCCGGCGGGAGCCUCACCAGCGGCACCAGCAUUUUCGGAUCUUCGAACUCUUCUUCUCUCUUCGGAAACAACAACAAUCAACAGCAGCAGCAACAGAAAACCUCACUUUUUGGAGGAGCCUGUACAUCCAAUUUCUAAAAACUUUGUAUGAAGAUUUUUCCAGCUAACACGUUCGGCAGCGGAUCAACUAACACUGGAACAUCAUUAUUCGGAAAUACACAAUCGCCUUCUGCGACAGGCUCUAUUUUUGGCGCGAAACCAGCUGGUGGAGGACUUUUUGGUUCUAAUACAGGUGUGAUUUGAUUUUUGUUUCACUACUUUUUUCCAACUCAGGUGCCUCAACUUUUGGAAGUACUGGCGGAGGUUCUUUAUUUGGGAACAACCAACAACAACCGAGUACAACGGUACGUGCACAAUCUAGGAGCCAACCCUUAAAAUUCCAGCUUUUCCGCCAGUCCUCAUGAAAAUUGGCUCACAAGGGAGAUUUUUCAGUUACCACUUAGUUUGCUGAAGCGUACUUCAGGACCUCCUGACUUCAAAACAAAAACGAAUUUCUCGACCUCUGGCUCAUAAUUUCGCUACAACUUUUAAAAUGCUUUCAAUAGCGCCCUUUUCCAUAUUUGUUCAGUUUUCUGAAGUGAAAGCGUCUUAUUCGGCGAUAAAGCAAAAGGCGUGAAAUAUUUUUUCGUAAGGUCUCCAAGUACACUUAAGACAAGUUUCAUCAAAAGUGCGAAUCAGGGCGGAAUCCUUUUACCUUGUCAGAAAAGUCACCUUAUAAGUCUAAAAUCAAAACGAUAACACGAUAAAAAAAUAGUUCUAAGAAAAAAAAACUUGAAAUCGUAUCUUUAGAAUUUUUUUCUCACCAGGGAAUGGUCUCAGCUCACAGUGGGACUUCUGAAAGAGACCAUAUUUUCUAAAUGUAGUUUUUCACGCUGAUUCCAAAUCCGUUUUCAAAAGCUGCCACCGAGGCCUGUGAAAAAAGUUAUGGACCCUCAAAAGUCGAAAAUUUCAUAGUCUCCGAUCGAGCUCAUUUUUAGAAGGUAUAUAGUCCUUCUUUCCCUUGUCACGAUAAACCAUCAAAUUUUUUCAAAAAACCUUUAUGAGCCAAGAUAUGACCUUUCAAAGCCCCGCCGCACACGAGAAUGCGCGCGCGGUGUAGUAUUGCGAUCUGACGGCUGUCGAAGCAACGGCAGCGAGGAGCAGUGGAAAGGCGGCGGACUGGGGAUCACGAGGUCAUAGGUUCGGUGCCCACGCUGCGCAAACUUUUUUUGCAGUUUUUUUCUUUUUGGUUAUUUCCGUGUAAGUGCUCCUUUUUUGAGUUUCGAAGCGUAGAAACAUGAAAACAUUGCGUUUCGAGCCUAUUCAAACAGCUGGACUUCUUUUUGUCGCAAAUUUUUUCAUGGAUUUUUUCGAGAUUUUCCAUGUGUAUGCACAGGUUGGAAUGUCAAAAUUUUCAGAAAAAAAACUUUUGGUUUUUUUUUUUUGAAAACUGGCUAGACGCAAGUUUUCAUAACUGCGCUGGUAGAAAAACGCAGACAUUUUUUUCGGAAUUUUUUUGUCUCUGGUUUUUACUCACCACUCUACGAGAAGAAAAAAACUUUCAAUUUUAUUUCAGGUUGUGGCUGAAAUUUCCAAGGAGGUUUCUUUUGAUUCAUAAAAAAAUUUUAGAAAAAAAUCUCCUCACAAAAAAAUUUUUUUCGUUCAAUUCUUGAAAAAUUCAUAGUCAGACGACGGUCAUAGGUGAGCCCACUGCAAAGCACCAAAAAGUCUAUUGAAGAAAAAAAUAACCUUUUUUUCGGUGUUCGACAAGCGUAGCUAUGAUGGCUUGGGGUUAGACAAUAUUUGGAAAAAGAAAAGAUUAAAAAAAACCAAAAAAAUUUUUCUGAAAAUUUUGACAUUCCAACCUGUGCAUACACAUGGAAAAUCUCGAAAAAAUCCAUGAAAAAAUUUGCGACAAAAAGAAGUUCAGCUGUUUGAAUAGGCUCGAAACGCAAUGUUUUCAUGUUUCUACGCUUCGAAAUUCAAAAAAGGAGCACUUACACGGAAAUAACCAAAAAGAAAAAAACUGCAAAAAAAGUUUGCGCAGCGUGGGCACCGAACCUAUGACCUCGUGAUCCCCAGUCCGCCGCCUUUCCACUGCUCCUCGCUGCCGUUGCUUCGACAGCCGUCAGAUCGCAAUAGGACACCGCGCGCGCAUUCUCUUGUGUGCGGCGGGGCUUUGAAAGCUCAUAUCUUGGCUCAUAAACAUUUUUCGAAAGAAUUUGAUAGUUUAUCGUGACAAGGGGAACAAGGACUAUAUACCCUCUAAAAAUGAGCUCGAUCGGAAACUAUGAAAUUUUCGACUUUUGAGGGUCCAUAACUUUUUUCACAGGCCUCGGUGGCAGCUUUUGAAAACGGAUUUGGAAUCAGCGUGAAAAACUACAUCUAGAAAAUAUGGUCUCUUUCAGAAGUCCCACUGUGAGCUGAGACCAUUCCCUGGUCAGACUUUUGGAAUUAUAUUUUUAUAGGUCUUAUCCACGCGGCGAAAUUUCAACAGGCUUCUUGUCGAAAAUUGAUUUCUUAUUAAACGUGUACAGGGAACGUCAUUGUUUGGUGGGGCUUCUUCCACGGGUGGUAGCCUAUUCGGAGGUCAAACACAACAAGCGCAACCACAACAAUCCACUGGCUUCUCUUUUGGAGGCGCUUCUACGGUUUUCUGCCAUUUUAUAACUUAACUUUUUUUUUUGAAGGGUGGAUCCCUGUUUGGACAACCGGCUGCAAAUACGACUGGAAGCUUGUUUGGAGGGAACACAAACGCCUCGGGUGGGACAGGUCUUUUUGGAAAGCCUGCCGCCGCUACGACUGGAUUCUCUUUUGGCGGCUCGUCCGGUGCCACGAAUACCUUCGGUAAGAAUCUCCUGCGUUUGGAAGCAUCGCUAGGACUCAGGUACACCUUCAACUGGCGGCGGCUUGUUCGGAGGCGCCACUAACAAACCCACAGGAAGUCUUUUCGGUAACACAGGAACUGCCACCGGAGGCGGUCUUUUCGGCUCUCAGCCGGCGGCAGGAGGAAGUCUCUUCGGCUCCUCGCUCACUCAAGCGCAGCCUGGUGGUCAGUAA